CGGACACCGGAACUGACGUCAUGUGCCAAGGCGAUAGCACUUGCUUGCUGUAUGUGCACAAGCUUCCUGUGUAUCGGUUUCUCCCUCGGUUUGGGAGUCGUGUUUGUCCAAAUCCUUGAUGUCUUCAACACCACCCGUGCACAGACGUCACUGAUGCAGUCGUUGUGUAUUGGCUUUAUAUACGCAGGGGCAUUGAUAUGCGGACCGAUAGUCCAGAAGCUAGGACCAGGAAACUCUUUGAUAUUAGGAGGCCUGUUGUCCCUGGUAGGAUGUGUGGGGGCUAGCUUUGCCCCUAACGUGGAGGUGCUCAUCGUCACUGUUGGAUUUAUAACAGGUAUUGGACUAUGUUUCGCCUUUUUCUCGUCGUAUAUGGUGGUGAGCCGAGUCCUGACGAAGAACAAGGGCAUGGGUGUGGCCCUCAUCACGGCAGGGUCAGGACUUGGGUCCUUCCUAUACCCCCAGAUUAACAGACUUAUAUUGGACGCAUAUAGGUGGAGGGGGCUGUUUCUCCUCCUAGCAGGUGUCAACUUCAACAUUUGUCUCCUUGGAUUCAUGGUCCGUUGUUUGACGAAGCCUCUUUUCUUGACCAAACCUUCGAAAACGGACCUCAAGCGUACAUCUAAAUCGUUUAAUGUUCACGUAUUCAAGAACGUACCUUACACAAUAUUUCUAUUUUGUCAAUUACCGAUAUGGAUGUUUUACACUGGACUGUCCGUUUUCAUCGUUGACAUUGCUGAAAACAGAGGUUACUCACUCGAGGCUGCGUCGUUACUACUCUCUGCCCUGACCAUCUCAACCGUUGCUGGAAGUUUGCUCGGCGGGAUACUGGACUCGGUGCUACACAUUCCAGCCCUUCUGUCUUCCUCUGCAGCCUUGCUUGUCUGUGCACCUCUAACCUUCGCAUUCGUCUACUUUCAUGAUUAUGGCGUGAUGGUAGCUCUUGCAAUUGGUCAUGGAGCUUUCAUCGGUACGGUGGAUGUGUGCAUACCAAUUGUUGUGCAUCAACUGUGUGGUCCCGCUAUGUAUUCCUCGGCUUUGUCGUUCUUUUUUGGACUUUCAGGCUUGUCCGAUAUUUUAAGCGGACCCGUGAAUGGCGCCAUCAGAGACAUGACAGGGGACUAUCUCCUGAUGUUUUACCUGGCCGGUGGAGUAGCCCUGGUGAUGGGGGUUGUCUUACUGUGUCUGGAACUGUGGAUGCGACGAGCAAAGUCUUCAUUAAAGGACGUAUAUAUUUCUCGUGAAACUGUGGAUACUAAAUUGUGAAUAUCAAAUUAUAUAACACAUCUUUCGAGUCAUCCAAAAUCAAGAUGAAAAUUAACAUCAUCUAACAAACAGUCAUUAAACGUUUGCAAAUAGUUCAUGAAUGGCCGGGUUGUUCGUGUUAAUGAAUGUACAACGAAAGUUGUAAAGAUUUGAUUGAAAGAUUGAAAGAUUGAUUUCGUAUGAAUGCUUCUGUUAAAAUGCUUCCUCGUUACCAUUGAAUUAUUGUCACCAUCACCAAUCUUGGAUGAAAAUAUGUUUUAUCCAGACAGGUGGCCCAGUCGUCAAAGGAGCCACAAUUCACUCUGAAGAGUUGCGUCCCUUGUGCA
This is a messenger RNA of Haliotis rufescens (red abalone), 1589 nucleotides long. Its product is annotated as monocarboxylate transporter 6-like. The transcript has 4 exons. NCBI's taxonomy places the organism in Eukaryota, Metazoa, Mollusca, Gastropoda, Lepetellida, Haliotidae. Gene Ontology annotation, molecular function: monocarboxylic acid transmembrane transporter activity. The record is from RefSeq and is a predicted model, not a curated record. Bases 52 to 1263 code for a protein of 403 amino acids. Gene Ontology annotation, biological process: transmembrane transport.